This is a messenger RNA of Spirodela intermedia, 3814 nucleotides long. NCBI's taxonomy places the organism in Eukaryota, Viridiplantae, Streptophyta, Magnoliopsida, Alismatales, Araceae. The record is from the annotation of a GenBank genome assembly.
AUGGCCAGUCGCUUCCCACCUCCACUCUGCACGGGGAGCUCCUGCCUCUCGUUGGGACCAAUCCCCGCGGCUCCGGGCUUUGUACGUCUCGACGUCUCCGUCCGUGCAGGAGAUUACUCUUCCGAGGUGAGCCUCAAUUGUGAUGUUUCCUCGCCUCUUCUGCAUCGAUUUUCUUCUUUCUUUUCCUUUCUGCAUUCUAUAUUCGGUUUUCCGUUCCUAUUUGACUAGGAUACCUUACGUUCUUCGUUCUUAAUGAUCGUGCAAUUGCGUGAUACUUCGUUUGAGAUACCAGAAAACCGAUACCGGCGAACGCGUAAACAUCGUGGAAGAACGAUCACUUGCCUCCGCACUAUUCGUCUCCUUUAUCACUCCGUGACUUCAUAUUUCUUUUCAGCCUUCAGCUUUUUCAGGGAGCGAAAGGAGGCUUUCUGGCCGCUGAAUUGCCAAUACAGGAAUAUUUUAGUUCGCAGUGCAUUGAAUUCGAAUGCUGAUUCGAUUACCAGAGGUUUCGUGAAGAAGAGGUAGCAUUUCGUACUCCUUUGCUAUUUUUUAUUUCUGUUUUUAUAUGCCAUAUGUUUGACUAUAUUUUUCUAUAUGAAAUUUUAAUUAUGUCUGAAGGGAACAAAAUAAUAACAGAGGAAACCCGUAGCUAAUUUUACUGAUCCUUUUAUUCGAAGCACUGGCUACAGUCCUGGAGGUUUCGUUGACUACAUUAAUCUUUUUCAUUAGGACACCAAUGCACCUAACUGUUCUGUGAUUUAUUGUUAUUCGAAACUUGGUAUGUCUACUGUAAAUUAAAAUUUCAGCCAAACCCUGGUUCUUAAAAACCGAGUUCGACCUGUUCAAUUAAUCGUUAAAACUUGCUGACUCUUCAACAUACAGUAACUUUGUUCAAUCGAAAGUACUAAUAUUGUUAAGAUCAUUAGGACCGUUUCUUCCGUGGGUAUAUACGUGGAUCAUUUACAUGCGGUAAUUUCUUCUUUAGGUGAAGGGUUUAUAUUUUUUUUCAAGUAGCAAGUGUCACAGAAACUCGGGUGAAAGUUACGAAAAAAAUGUACAUGUAUUUUUUCAUUUUUAUGAAGUUUUUGAAAGUGUAGGUGGUGUUUAGUUCCUAUGGCUAGUUUCCAGGUUAGUAGGAUGCAUUGAUUAUUAUUUAUUGAUACUCGAACAUAUUUUCCUUUUCUAAUUUUAAAUGAUGUCUAUUGUUCUCUGAAACGUAUACCUUAUAUAUUUUCUACUCAUAAAGAUAUUCUGUCUCUUCUGUUGUUCACAGUUAUAUCUCUCUGAUUUGUUGCUUACCCUGAAGCAAGCAUUCCUUCCAUAAAAUAUGUUCAGUGAAAGUCAUCAGACCGAUGCAUGUUUUUUAAUGUAUUAUAAAAUUACUUAGGGAAGAUCACUUCCUAUCUUCAACAAGUCAUGCUUCCAUACCCAAGACAUACGAUUUAAUGUCAGAUUCAAGUUAUAGGUACAAAAGUUCGAUUAAUGACCAGUAUUCCGUUCUUAAUGUGCCAGAAAUAUUGUGGAACACAUAUACCUUUUAAAAGCAAAGUCAGAAAUAUCAGAGGAGGAAGAGAAGAACAUGCUCGAUUAUCUAUAUACAUCGCAGUAUCAAAUGCGGGGAGUUCUUGCAAUAUCACUUGGUAAGGAUAUUUUCACCGUUUAAUAGCAUUUUCCGACAGUUUUAUUGGACGUGUCACAUUGUUACCCGCUUUGUUUCUGAUCUCCUCUCAUUUUUUGCAUUGAAAUAAGUAGAUUUUUCUGUACGAAUUUAUUUCAGAAGCGAGUUGUUGAACAAAACUGAAUGAAUUGCCAUUUUCCACGGAAAAAAGCACUGCACGAACACUGUUAAAGUCCCAGUGGCAGGAGUGCAGAGAAGCCACUGCUCAAUAGCAGAUAUAUUUUACAAUUUUCGGUUUUGGUGUGACGCCUAUGCAGCUGAUAAACAAUGUGAAAAUGGGCUCGAUUUUCAAGUUUUUUCCUUGUCUCUUUUCAGGAAUGUGUGAUUUGAUGGCAAUCAACAGAAGGUUACUGCUUAACAUUGAAAAUUUGAGAUUCUAAAACUGUGGCAAGAUUGCGAGCACCCCAGUUUAAAAUGAAGUUUUUACCAUUUACCAUUCACCAUUUUUUUCCAUUCCAUUGUCUUCUUAUUAAUUUUUCUCUUGGUAUUCUUUCCUUACUAGAGCAACCUUUGUCAUUGCUUCAGUUGGUAGUCUUCUUUUCUCUACUUUUUUUUUUUUUUGUAUCUCUUCCCAUGUUUAUUCACUUGGAUUUUGUGCAAGGGCUUCAUGUCUCUCUUUUUUUUUUCUCGUUGGUUCUUUUUAUUUAGUAGUAUGGGGUUCACUCUGCUUUUUUUCAUUAUUGACAUAUUCACUUUAACUCUAAAUAAUUAUGCAUACGUCACAGUUGUGUAUAUAAACUACCCAAAAGAAUCAUUCACUGGCUAGAUGAUCCAUUGAUGAUAAGAGAUUUGAACUACAUAUGCUAUGAUGAUUUUCACUGAUACACGAUUUUCCUUUAUGAUACUGAACAUGCUUAUAUGUGUAUUUUCCAUGUAUAACUGAUACUAAGUAAAAACUUACUGGUUAUCGUAUAAAUAAACUUGAGGUUUAGAAUGGUCUCAGAGAUGACAGGUGCUCUUGCGCUGCAUCCAUCUCAAUCAUGUUCUCCAUAUAACAAAGCCUAAUGAUCGGUAUAUACAUGUGAAUGACGCAAUAUGGUUUAUAAGUUUAACCUCAUUUUACUAUAAACGGGCCUACUCUGUUCGGUGUAAAUUUAAUUUAAAUUGAAUGAACAAAGCAUAAUUCUCUCAUUUCCUAAAGUUUACCUUAUGUCUCCGACAUCGCAGGCCGUAUUGUAGAUGCAAAUGCUGAUGGCUUUACCCAUGCAAUAUACAUGCGCUUUCAUAAGAAGGAAGAUCUGAGAAACUUCUAUGGAAACUCCGGCUACCUGGGAGUUCUUGACGAGUAUGUGAUGCCACAAUGCUAUGUACGCCCUAACAUGUAAUCACCAAGGCACCAUUUCCUUUAGAAGUUUUGUCUUGUGAGUGGCAUCAUUCAACCCUGUUCCGCUCACUGAUCCCUACGGUUUACUUUUUCUAGGAUUCAAUCUCAGUGGACUACGAAUCGGAGGUAGAGGACGACAUCCUGCCCAUAUUUCGGAGGGGAGAGGUCCGCCGACAGUCCUUUUGACUUUUUUCCAAAACUUUGGAAUGCUCGUUCAGUGCUAAAAUGCGACAUUCUUUGUCGGAACAGGAAUUCAACUACGGAGUUGAGUUCGUUCUUCUGUUCUCCGUCGUCGAGCACGCUCUUGAUGAUGCUGUGGACGAUGCCGUGGCCGCCCUCCAAGCUCUCAUCGACAAGUUCAGCUGGUUGAUCGUGCAGGCAACCCACGGUAUUUCAAAGACCCUUUUGGGUCUCGAAUUCUGUAUAGCUCUGAUUUCUCCUCUCCGUCCCUGUCAGGUUCUAAUUUCAGCCCGAGAGCCGGUGAGUACACCCACGGGGCGGUCAUACGCUUCCCGUCCGGUAAGAAGAAAGAGCAUCUCACCUCUUCUGUUCUCCUCCUACCCGUGUGUAUAUUCUCGGACUGGGCCAUUGACUUGUGCAGCGGAGGCCUUGGAGAGCUUCAGGGGGUGCUCCGACUACAAGGAGGUGAGCCCAUCUCGCCCUCUGCCUCCGUCCAUCUCCACCGCAGAGGAGAGCUUCACUGGGUUGGGUGUUUUCAUGGGCAGAUGUGGAGGGGGAAACUGCAGCCGAUAACAAGGAAGGCCCUCGCUGUGCAUUUCGCGGUGGACCCUGUGGGCACUGACGUGAUGUGA